Messenger RNA from Pocillopora meandrina, 3040 nucleotides. Lineage: Eukaryota; Metazoa; Cnidaria; Anthozoa; Scleractinia; Pocilloporidae. The record is from the annotation of a GenBank genome assembly.
AUUGGGUGUGAAACGAACCAACUGGAACAUGCGAUGAUGAGUUCUGGAAAGACCAUUCUCUUUUCCAUUUUCUACGUCGUAACAAACAGUGAGUUUCCAAUCUUACUAAUUACUAGUCAGGUUACUCGUGACUUGAUCAAAUGGACUAUUCUACGUGAGCGGACUCUCUAACAAACGGUAUGAAGUUAUCAAAAUCUCCAUUCAUCAAGACAAACCCUAAAUGUCGACCUCGCCUGAUCCAUUAAGAGUGCUUUAUUUUGCUUCUCAUGCAGUCGGAGUUAUAUCUGUCAUCGGAUCAUUUCAUCAGUCAUUGUAGAUUAUGCUUGCUCGCUAUAAGUGCCGCAGAAAACCCGCACUUCUUCGAAAUCCCUACAAGACUGCAAUUGUUUUUCAACAAUAAGUGGCACUGCGAGAUCUAAUUACAAACCAAUCUGAAAAUAGCAUUCUUUGGGAAUAUUUUGUACUCCCUGAAAUAAACUAUCGUUGAAAUCAUUGCUACAUGUUCAAAACAGGGUCAGGGUAAACCAGGUUAAAUGAGCAGAUAUUGUAUUUUAUAUGCAUUAAUGAUGCAGUUUUGAGCAGCUGCAACAUUAUUACUCAUGUAUGAUGCUUAGUCAGGGUAAAAAUUACCUUUAGAACGUGAAAUUCGGAUAAUUUGAAUUGAAUAUUAAUCUAACACACUCCGGAAUUAAUACUCAGUCAGCUUCAUACAUUCAAAAUUUGGCUAGAGGCCAUAGCAAGUGGUUAUUUGAACCCCUGCAUUUAUUUACAGAUUGCUUUCCUCGUCUCCCCUUUGAAUAUAUACUACUUGAUUAGAUUUCGAGAAAAAAACUCUAUAAACCAUUCGACGUCUCUAUAAAUCAUUACAAUAGAGAAUAACAAUGCGUCUCUCAUACUUAUAGACACGUUAACGACAACGAGUCCGUUGGAAGCUUUGAAGUGAAAAAUUUGCUGAACGUUUCAUGGCAACUGUGCGCGGGGUCGCGUUAAGGCAUAGUGUUGUUACUUUCCGUAGUGCAGACUUUCUUAAACAUCUAGAUCUCACCAUAGACGAAAGCUCCCCAUAAUUUAAUAUGCUUUAAGAUCUACUCAAUUCAAAUUAUUGUUGUUAUGCAUGCGGUUUCUGAAAUUUAUUCAGGGUGGACAAUGACAUGGACUUGGCAUGGAUGACUGCUCCAUAACUUCCGUUCUGCGCUGCUGUUUCUCUCUUGUAGAACGCAAUGUUUCCUUUUGGAACAAAGGGGAACAAAAUAACAUGUUUAAAUGAUUGAGAAGCUUUAGAAUUUCACUCGUAAAGCCCACGUUAGAUGAAUACUCAUCAAACGACUUAUCUCAGCGGUUGAGUCAUUGCUUGAGUGGACAUGUUGCUUCAUAUUGUUUGCAACAAUCAGCUCAAUUAUUGUCUUCUGAAUAUAUGAAAAAGCAAUGUAGAAACUUUGUGAGCUCUUUUUGAGGCACAUAGCGUACCUUUACUUAUGAAAAAAAUAUAUUUUUCCAGCCGUUUUAAACUGAAACCUUUGAGUUUGAAUUUCCUUGUUUCAUAUUUAUGGAGUGUCCAAAAAGAAUAUUUGAAGCUAUAGAUUCCUUACUCCGAGUUUUCGGUUAACCAUUUAACUCUUAGAUCAAUUCGUAAUUCUCCUUACUGUAAACCAUACAAGUCUUGUAAUGUUAGUUCAGCGAAUUUAGUAUUGGAUCAACCAAUUAUCCCCAAAGUGAUAUUUUUCCUUAUUCUCAUUACUUAUCUGGUUGAUGUUGUAUUGAUAUUGUAAGUAUAUAUUCUUGUUUGGUCACUCAAGGGUGUUAAAGAGUUAACGUUAAAUUGCUUGCUUUUGGCUAUUAUAAAAUAUAUGUUCGAGUGAUGGUGCUUUGUUUUGCUUUACUGUCAUUGAAGAGCUAAAUUUUAAUGGAAACAAGGAUGGAUCGCAAAAGUCAGAUAAACCUUUGAGAGACAAAAAAUAGGCUUUGACAACUAAUUCUCUGCAUCGUUUACAGCCAUUCCUUGCGGCCAGAUUACAAAGAGCAGAUGCAUUUCUGUAAUUACAAGUUCAGUUAUAUCUAUUAUUCAGAACCAUCUUAAAACUGCAAGUAGGAUGUUCUAAAAUUGGGGCUCAACUUUAAAAUCCCCUUGCAAUGUGACUGUAAUAAAAUCGGAGGCAGUAAGGACCAACAAUCUGAAAAAAUUAUACCAAUAAAAAUCGACGUUGAAGGUAACGUGUACCUGGGACGCAUCUUUCCUGAGCGUAAAGUUCUUUUACUUUAAUGUCUGCGUUUUAAAUUUCGAUGACGCAAAUGACGCAAAGUUUAUCAAGGUAACUGAUUUGUUUGAAUUUCUUCUUUGUAGUUUUGAUAUCUUGUACCCUGCUGACUAGCGCUGAACACAGUAAGUAAACAGAUCUCGUUCAACAACUGCCUGUGCAUCUUGGAAAGUAUUAUUUUCAGAAUUUUCUGAAUGGAAGCUACAUAUUUGUUUGCUUUUUAUUUUGUUGUUGUUUUGUUUUAUGUUUUAUUAUCUUUUUGAAGGAAACCUUUCCAUUGCAUUAGGCUUGCUGAUAGAGCCUGGAUCAAUUACAUAUUGAUCUUUCCCGUUGCUCAUAUCAUAUCUUAAACCAUAAAUUUAGUUGUAUAUAUUAGAUCUAUAUUCUAAGAAAUAUUUAUCAAAACUGGACUGGGGCUUUUUCCAUUUUUCGAUCCCUAUAACUUCGUGAUUUAGAUAAAAUCAACAAUUCAGUUGCUGUAUCAAUGCAUAAGAAGUAGCCCUGGGAAAAUCAAGGCAUGUGAGUUUCUAUGAUAAUCUGAACACUUGUUAUUUAUUAAGACACGUUUUUAAAAGUCACAGAAGCGAGAAAUGAUAGUCUAUCAAAAAUGUUUCAUUUUUUCCCUAGCUUGCGAGGUCAGUUUAAACCAAUCCACUGGACUGAUAGAUGUGACACAAGCAGAUUAUAAGAAUCUAUACUGCGAUUGGAAAAUUGGAAAUUUUGGAAUAACGGACGCGGUUGCACUUUUUCUAUUCGACCAAACUGCCAUUGUUUCUUGCAGGUAA